Molecule: messenger RNA, 1049 nt
Organism: Lethenteron reissneri (Far Eastern brook lamprey)
Lineage: Eukaryota; Metazoa; Chordata; Hyperoartia; Petromyzontiformes; Petromyzontidae
Gene: MEAF6
Product: MYST/Esa1 associated factor 6
Cellular component (GO): histone acetyltransferase complex
Source: RefSeq, a predicted model, not a curated record
UGGUCAAAUAAACAUCUCAAGUUUAUCCAACUCGGGUGGUCACCAACUGAAAUGUGCCCGUGGUCCGUUGCCCACGUGGCCACGUGCCAACUACCGAUGGGAUGGGACCUUGUUGGGGGGGCAUCUUUAACCGUGAAAAGUUAACGAUUUCCUAGCGCGCUCCAGCCACUAGGGUUCGCUAUCCCCACCACUUCCCCCCCCCCCCCGGACGCCCUCCACGCGUGAUGCACACGGGAGGAGGUUGGUGAGCGAGGAGAAGGGAGGAAGAGGAGGAGGCAAAGGCGACAUGGCCGCCUUCAAGAACUCUGGCUCGCCCCAGCUGCCCGACACGAGGCACGAGCUGAGCGAGCUGGUCAAGAGGCAGCAGGAGAUCGCGGACACUCUGAAAAAUCUUGAGCGACAAAUCUACGCGUUUGAGGGGAGCUACCUGGAGGACACGCAGGUGUAUGGCAACAUCGUGAGAGGAUGGGACCGCUACCUCUCCAACCAGAGGGGUGGCUCUGGACCCGUCGAGAGGAAGAGCCGGAGGUUUAAAGAGGCAGAGAGAUUGUUCAGCAAAUCCUCCGUCACAUCCUCAGCCGCUGUGGGUGUAGUUGUGAACCAAGAUGGAGCAGAGGAAGAUAAGAAAGAGAAGCUCGAGAAGGAAGAGCGCCGGGAGGAGAAGGUGAAGCCCGCGCCGGUGGAGGAGGAAGCGGUGGCGGCGCGGGAGUGCGAGCCGGAGCCCGGUGAAGCCGAGGCCGCCAGCGACUCGCCCGCCAAGCCCACGGACGGCGGAGGCGGCGAUGGCGGCCAGCCAGAGCAGCUCGCUCCAGCAGCAGCGGCAGCAGCGGCAGCCACUGCCCCGCACGGCAGCCACAAGAAGAGGAAGCACAAAGCACGGCACCGAUUUGAGUGGAAAAUCAACAAGAAACCCCGAAGUUAAAAUGAAGGAUUUCCAGCGAGCUGGGUGAAGCCGUUGAAGUGAUCUCCGCCUCUACCCUUCGUGAAAAAGAGUUUGAACAUUUCCCCUGUAGCUUCUGUUAAUGAUAACUUUAAACGGGAAAAAACAA